Belonocnema kinseyi is the source of this 2044-nucleotide messenger RNA. Its product is annotated as thiamine transporter 1. The transcript has 7 exons. Gene Ontology annotation, molecular function: vitamin transmembrane transporter activity. NCBI's taxonomy places the organism in Eukaryota, Metazoa, Arthropoda, Insecta, Hymenoptera, Cynipidae. The record is from RefSeq and is a predicted model, not a curated record. Gene Ontology annotation, biological process: transmembrane transport; vitamin transport. The coding region runs from base 384 to 1769 and encodes 461 amino acids. Gene Ontology annotation, cellular component: plasma membrane.
UUCGCAAUUUUUGUAUGCUAGUUCUGUGCUCCCAUGUGAUCUGAAAACAUAGAAGCGUUACUCCUUUCUAUGAAAUUGUUAUAAAUUUGAAAUUGAUUUAAGUAGUCUACGAUUGUAAAACAAAGUCACGUGCGCUUGUCAAAAUGAGAUCAAUAACUGAAUAUCGUAAGUGCAAGUCUUUAAAUCCAAAAUCGUGAAUGAUUUUUUUAUAAAUCAUACAUAACAGAAGAAAGUAAUUUAUGGAUCAAAGGAAAGGAAAAUAUGGGAAAGAUAAGUGACAAAAGUGAUAAAAAUUUGGGCAAUAAGAGAUUGCAAUAUAUUAUGCGAUUCAAGAUGAUAACUUGAUUGAAGAAGUGAUUUUUUAUCUAUAAAUAAUAAAUAAAAUGAGCUGGAAAAAGACUUCGUUGAUAUUAUGUAUGUUUGGAUUUUUGAAAGAAUUUAGACCUUCUGAACCAUUUGUAACAAAUUAUCUUAUUGGACCGUGGAAAAAUUUUACUUCUGAACAAGUGAACCAGGAUAUUUAUCCACUUGGAACCUACUUCAAUUUAGCCUUUCUGAUCCUGGUGUUCCUGAUAACUGAUUUUUUGCGAUACAAGCCAGUUAUCGUUUUAUGUGGAUUAUCUGGGACAAUUACAUUCUUGACACUACUUUUAGGGAAAACUGUAUUUGAAAUACAAUUAGUAGAAGUUUUUUAUGGAUUGUUUCUUUCCACGGAAGUUGCUUAUUACAGCUACAUAUAUGCCGCAGUGGAAAAAACCCAUUAUCAAAAAGUCACUGGAUUUACAAGAGCCGCAUAUUUGUUUGGACGAUUUAUGUCUGGUCUUGUGGCACAAUGGAAUACGUCUUUUGGUAUACUGGAUUAUGAGCAAUUGCUCUAUCUGACGAUAUCUGCUCUUGCUUUCUCAGCUGCCUGGGCUUUUCUUUUACCAUCGGUCAAUAAGUCAGUAUAUUUCCAUCGAAUUAGCAACACUGAUGUUUUGCCGCUGCCCAAUAAUCUACAAGCUGAUGGGAAAAGCGAUAUUACAUAUGUACCAAAUGAUCAGUCUAGAAAAACAAAGCCUAUUCUGCUAAAAUUGAAGAAUGCAUACCUUCUUUUAUGGAAAGAUUUUCUAAGAGCUUAUACGAAUAUUCAUGUGGCCAAAUGGUCUUUAUGGUGGGCUUUUGCUACGUGUGGAUAUGUACAAGUUGCAAGUUACAUACAACUGAUAUGGGAAAGUGCGGUUGAGGGUAAACAUGUAAACAUUUAUAAUGGUGCAGUCGAAGCUCUUUAUACUAUAAUAGGUGCAGCGGCUGUAUUUGGAGUUGGAGCAUUGCGAGUAAAUUGGCCUUUAUUAGGAGAAAUUACUUUAUCAAUAUUUUCUUUCAUCGAGGGUAUAUUAUUAUUUGUGUCUUUUGAAAGUCACAAUAUCUGGAUAUUAUAUGCAGUUUACAUAGCAUUUGGUGUCAUUUAUCAUACAGUGAUAACCGUUGCCAGCUUUGAAGUCGCAAAGCAUUUAUCUGAUGAUAGUUACAGUUUGAUUUUCGGUAUAAACACGUUCCUUGCUUUAGCACUUCAAAGUCUUUUGACUGUAAUUGUUGCAAGUGGAACUAUUUUUUCCCUCGAUAUCAGGCAACAAUAUCUUGUCUACAGUGGUUGUUUUGCAGUCCUCGGUCUCAUAUUUAUGUUAAUGGCCUUCGUCACGAUUACAAAAUUUUGUAGAGAGGGUAAAAAGUUCAAAAUUUGGUUGGAACCUACGAUUGAUAGAUCAUUAUCUUCUAGCCAAAGUUGAGAAUUAUCAAGAUUGCAACAAAUUGAGCAUCUUAUUUAAUUGUCUGUAUCAGACAGAGGCAACAACCGAUAACGGACACUAAGUUUCAUACUUAAUAUUCUUCCUAUUUAAUAAAAGGACAUGUUUUUUUUACAAUAUUAUUUAAAUUUUACAAACUUUCAUCAAAAUCCAUUGCUUCUUUCAAGCCAUGAAAGAACUUUUACAAAAAUAAGAAUUAUCAAACAUUUUUUUAACUGAUCGAACCAUUCUUAAAAUUUUGAAAAACCUUUAAAAAU